Molecule: messenger RNA, 1413 nt
Organism: Hemiscyllium ocellatum (epaulette shark)
Lineage: Eukaryota; Metazoa; Chordata; Chondrichthyes; Orectolobiformes; Hemiscylliidae
Gene: drd6b
Product: dopamine receptor D6b
Exons: 1
Coding region: 36-1364 (442 amino acids)
Biological process (GO): adenylate cyclase-activating adrenergic receptor signaling pathway
Cellular component (GO): membrane
Molecular function (GO): G protein-coupled receptor activity
Source: RefSeq, a predicted model, not a curated record
ACAGAGAGAGAAAAAGGAAGACUGGCAACAUCUUCAUGGGCAACCUCACAGCGCAGGGUAACAGCAGCGGAGUGGGGCAAGGACUGGCAGUGCGGGCAGUGACAGGCUGCCUCCUUUUCCUCCUCAUUCUCUCCACACUGCUGGGAAACACCCUGGUCUGCCUGGCAGUGAUGAAGUUCCGGCACUUGCGCUCCAAAGUCACCAAUUUCUUUGUCAUCUCGCUGGCGGUGUCCGACCUGUUUGUGGCGGUGCUGGUGAUGCCCUGGAAAGCCCUGAGCGAGGUGGCUGGCCGCUGGCUCUUUGGCCCCUUCUGUGACACCUGGAUUGCCUUCGACAUCAUGUGCUCGACUGCCUCCAUCCUCAACCUGUGCAUCAUCAGCUUGGACAGGUACUGGGCCAUCGCCAGCCCGUUCCGAUAUGAGCGCAAGAUGACCCAGAGGGUGGCUUCAGUGAUGAUCGGGGUGGCCUGGACACUGUCCAUCCUCAUCUCCUUCAUACCAGUGCAACUGAACUGGCACCGGGCUGGGGCAGAGGUGCUACAGGACAGGACCAACAGCACGGCCGACUGUGACUCCAGCCUCAACAGGACCUACGCCAUCUCGUCCUCCCUGAUCAGCUUCUACAUCCCUGUGGUGAUCAUGGUGGGCACUUACACCCGCAUUUACCGCAUCGCCCAGACCCAGAUCCGCAGGAUCUCAUCCCUGGAGAGGGCGGUGGAACACGCCCAGAGCUGCCAGGAGCAGACAGCAGACUGCCCACAUGAAGCUGCCCUGAAGACCUCCUUCAAGAAGGAGACCAAGGUGCUGAAGACCCUCUCCAUCAUCAUGGGGGUCUUCGUCUUCUGCUGGCUGCCUUUCUUCGUGUUGAACUGCAUGGUGCCCUUCUGUGCCCCGGCCCUGGCACAAGCAGGGCAGGGUCCCUGCGUCAGCGACACCACCUUCAACAUCUUUGUCUGGUUCGGCUGGGCCAACUCGUCCCUGAACCCGGUCAUCUACGCCUUCAACGCGGACUUCAGGAAGGCGUUCACCAGCAUCCUGGGCUGCUCUCGCCUCUGCCCCAGCAACGCGGUGGAGCCGGUCAACUUCAGCAACGAGCUGGUCUCCUACCACCACGAUGACACCACGCUGCAGAAAGAGCCUCCUGGCGGCUCAGCGGGGGCUAACCCGGGCAUCCUGCCCAACCAGUUGCCGCCCUCCCUCAGCGAGCCUUUCGACAAGGUCUCCAGCAUCUCCUCGGCUCCCAGCGCCAGCAGCAGCAGCAGCAGCCGGCGGCGCCCCAGGGAGCAGCUGCUGCUGCCGGGAGGGCUAUCGUACGAGGGCGAAGCUGAGAUCAGCCUGGACACCAUCACAGCGGUCUACCGCUGAACAGGCACCGACCCCCCCUGCCUGCCCCCCCCCCCUUCCCCCAGCAACC